Formica exsecta is the source of this 2267-nucleotide messenger RNA. RefSeq names its product acyl-CoA dehydrogenase family member 9, mitochondrial-like. Lineage: Eukaryota; Metazoa; Arthropoda; Insecta; Hymenoptera; Formicidae. The transcript has a single exon. Gene Ontology annotation, molecular function: acyl-CoA dehydrogenase activity; flavin adenine dinucleotide binding. The record is from RefSeq and is a predicted model, not a curated record. Bases 135 to 2018 code for a protein of 627 amino acids.
GUGAUUGGUGGAUAAUGUUCCGAGCCGCUCAGUAAUCUAAUAUUACGUAUGUCUAUGGAUCUAUAAUACGUAGGAGGAUGUAUACUUUCUGCACUUUAAUUAAUUUGUAAAAAGGUUAUUUUAACAUAACAACGAUGCUGGCACGUCAAUUUCUUUGCAGAAAAUUAUUGUGGCAUUCCUCAUGCAGCUGCGCAUCCGUUCGAUAUACGCAAAGCGCGAGUGAGCACGCGUUAGAUACAUUAAACCUUGAAACACGACUGCCGGCAUCCAUAAAGAGACAACAACAACGACAACCAUUCGCCAAGAAUUUAUUUCUCGGCGUAUUUGACCAUGAAUUCAUGUAUUAUCCCGAGCCGCAAACCAAGGAGAGGCAUACGCGGUUCUUCGAGUGGCUUCAACCCAUCGAGAAGUAUAUGUCGGAGAAUCUAGAAAAUCCGCAAAAUGUCAGGAAGGACGACGUUCUAUCCCAUUUGAGAGAUUUGGGUGUCUUUCGGGCGCACGUGGAUGAACAGCACCUAGGUCUGAACUUGAACCAGACAGAAUUGGCCAAAUUAGUGGAGGUACUCAGCUGUUUCCCCUGGUUGGGUUCCUACAUCGUCAAAAAUCACAUUAUGCCUGUUCAUAUUAUCUCUACAAUGGCCUCGGAAGAACAGAAAGCAAAGUACUUACCGAAAAUAGCGACUGGCGAAAUCGUACCCACAGUCUGCUAUACCGAAUCCGACGGCGGAAUGAAUAUACGUAACAUGAAUACUGCGACAGUAUUGUCAGAUUGCGACACGCAUUAUAUAUUGAAUGGUGAAAAAUCAUUUGUAGUCAACGGACAUGAUUCGAAUCUAUUUCUUGUAUUCUCUCCAUGUGGUCAUUCUCAAGCACUCAGCAGUGGGCAUGGUGUCUUAUCUGUGUUUUUAAUAGAGCGAGAUAUGAAUGGUAUUACCUAUAAGGACGUCAAGAAUCUAGUAGGACUUCAUAACAGUCCUGUCUGUACAGUUACUUUUAAGGAUAUCAAAAUUCCAAAGGACAAUCUAUUAGGCGAAAUAAAAACUGGAAUGAAUAUAUUGAUAGAUUCGUUUGCACCUGGAAACAGAAACCUUGCUCCACAAGCAGUUGGUAUAUUGAGAACUUUCAUAAAAUUAUUAAUGAGGCAUGUUCUAGAAAGGAAACACCUGGAUCAAAAUAUGCACGAGUAUGAAAGUGUUCAAGAAGUAAUAGGUAAAAUAUCGACCGCCUUAUAUAGCAUGGAAAGUAUGCUGUAUUAUACCACUGGCAUCAUGGACAUAUAUGAGAAUCAGGAUUGCACACUCGAAAAAGCCAUGGUAGAGAUGCAUUGCGUUAACGAAUGCGUAGCAUGUAUUUAUGAAGGGCUACAAAUCAUUGGAGUAGAGAGUUAUUUGAGAGAAAAGCCUUAUAUACAGAUCUUUGAGGAUGCAUUAUCUUAUACGCUGUUCGAUUCUUAUAAUAUUGAUUCUAACAUAUAUAUAUCUCUACUUGGUCUACAACAUAUGGGCAAAAAUUUGCGCCAACAUAUAAUGAAGCUACGAAAUCCGUUUAAUUUUCCUCAGCACAUAUUAAGAUGGACCCUCGGGAAAGAAUAUCAAUUAAAUCUUCGCAUCGCUGACCAUUUGCAUCCAUCUUUGGUAAAUGGUGGCAAAAUACUGGAGAAAUGUAUUACCAGGUUACAAACCGUCGGGGUGUUGAUGCUACAACGUCAUGGCAGUGAAAUAUCAGAACGACAAAUGGAAUUGCGUAGAAUAAGUGAAUUGGCAGUGAAAACAUUCGCACUAAUAACUGUCCUCUCGCGCACCUCCAGAGCGUAUUGCAUCGGCUUGAGAAACGCCGAGUUCGAUCGACAACUGGCUAGUAUUUUUGCGAUUCUCACAGAUAAUAAAACCAAAGCUCUCGCGGACGAAAUUUCAUCAGGGGGAUGGAUUAAUAGUGAUACCUUGAACAAAAAUAUUGCUGAACUCAUAUACAGUAAAAAAGAUUAUUUCGCCGAACAUCCGUUAAACAGAAGUUAUUAAACAUUCGUCUCGCUUUGAGUUUGAUUCGUUUUAGAAUACAAAUAUGCAUAUGUGCAUGUAUAAUAAAGAGAAAAAUAAAAAGUUAUCCCGGAAAUAUUUAUUAAUGCGAGCAAUGUAUUUAAAUCGCAUAAGGAACAUCAGACUAUAUCUUCUAUUUUAUAAAAUUAAGUUACAUUCUGUAACAAUAUAUAUAUAUAUGUAUAGUGUAUCUAAUUUUUUCUAAAAACAAAGAAUAUACAUCAUGUUCCA